Messenger RNA from Penicillium malachiteum, 1026 nucleotides. RefSeq names its product glycerophosphodiester phosphodiesterase. Gene Ontology annotation, biological process: lipid metabolic process. Bases 1 to 1026 code for a protein of 341 amino acids. The transcript has 4 exons. Gene Ontology annotation, molecular function: phosphoric diester hydrolase activity. The record is from RefSeq and is a predicted model, not a curated record. NCBI's taxonomy places the organism in Eukaryota, Fungi, Ascomycota, Eurotiomycetes, Eurotiales, Aspergillaceae.
AUGAUGGUAUUAAACGCUUCAUCUCCCCGAGAAGGGAAUACUAGUGUCGUCGAACCUCCAGCUCAUUUUUUACAUUCUCCGAUCUCCAACGAUGGCUCAACUAUGCCUCAGAUUAUCUCUCAUCGAGGAUAUAAGGGGAAAUAUCCUGAAAAUACGAUCUGUGCGAUAGAAAACGCGAUCGAAGCGGGAACUCAUGCCCUUGAACUUGACCUACAUCUCACCCGAGAUGGAGUUGUCGUGUUAUCGCAUGACAAAACAUUGCAGCGAUGCUACGGGUUGAAAAAGAAGGUGAUUGACUGCGACUGGGAAGAGUUGAAAACUCUGCGCACCCUGAUGGCACCACAUGUACCCAUGCCUCGCUUGGUAGAUGUCCUUGAAUACCUUCGACAGCCAGGUCGAGAGCAUAUAUGGGUCCUUCUGGACAUCAAGCUGGAUAAUGACCCAGAAACCAUAAUGAAGACUAUUGCCGAAACUAUUGAAUCAGUUCCCAUCCCAGCCAUUGGACCAGACUGGCAUCGACGAAUUGUCCUUGGCUGCUGGUCUGCCCGAUUCCUGCCACCAAGUACACAAUAUCUACCACGUUACGCGAUGACAUUGAUCUGCGUUGAUUUGAGCUAUGCUCGUCAAUUCCUACACGUACCUCGCAUAUCUUUUAACGUCAACCAGCAAAUAUUGAUGGGCCCCCUGGGGCGGGGGUUCCUGGAGGAAGCCCGCGCUGCACGUCGUCGAGUGUAUCUGUGGACAGUGAAUGCACCUAAUCUAAUGCGCUGGGCCAUUCGACAUCAAGUCGAUGGCAUUAUCACAGAUGAACCCGAACGACUCCAUGAGAUCCGAGAAAACUGGCACAAGGAGCAGAGUGAGGGUUCCUCUCGUACUGCUAACCUUGACCAGGACCGUUUGGAUUUUGGUCAGCGCACCAGGGUCUUACUAGUGACGGUUUUAGUCUUUGUUUUUGGGUGGGUCAUCAGGCGCAAAUAUCUUCCAACAUUGGAACGUGUACAGUUUGAGGCAAAGAGAACGACAUAG